AGGCAAGCAGAGGGAGAGAGGGAGAGAGACUGGAGUUCCUGGCCUGUGCAUUCAGAAGCCCCAUGCUGCCCUCUCAGCAGGCAGGGCCUGGCACUGCCUGAAAGCUCCGCGUUUCCAGCAUGCAGCUGGAGGAAGAGAGGAAGCUGCGUAUCGAGCAGGCGCUGGCGUGGCUGAGGAGAGAACUGUUAGAAAUGCAACUCCAGGACCAAGAGCUGCUGGACAAGUUGUUGCAGCUCCACACCACCUUACGGGAGCUGAAAGCAGAGUGUGCAGACUGGGAGAGCUCCGAUCCAAACAGGGAUGUGUUUGGGGCCAGAGCCCGCUCGAGUUCGGAGGACAUGGGAGCCCCAGUCCUGUCAAGAAGGUCCCUCAAACUCGGAGCAAACAGGAGAAACUCCCUGCCAUAACAAAUCCAGGGUGGAUGCAAUGGCAGGGGUUCAUCGGUCAGUGCAAACAGCUUCUUUGUCAAAAGUUUCCGGACUGUGUUGGUGCAUUCAGAGGUGGAGAAUAUUGUGUUAGUUUUCCUGAUCAUAAUGGUAGAGCUUAUGUCCUGUUUUCUGAUGUUGCUGCAACACCUGGUGGCAUUGUGAAACGGUGGCUUCUUGACCGAUAUAGUACCAGCAUCUCGCGCUAAAUUUCAUUCACAUCAGUGGAAUAACAAGGAACUUUGCUACCCUCUCACUCUUUCUGCACUUGCAUUCUUCUGUUCCUCUAUGAAAACAGCAGGGGGAAACUAUGUGCUGGAAUACUGCCCUGAAUUUCAUCACUUUACUCCUGAAAUUUACUGGGCUAAGGAUGCUGCAAAUGGACUCCUUUUCUGGAAUGAAAUAACAUGGAAAUGAACACUAAACAUGCACACAACAUGCUGUUCGUUUUACCAGAUGUGGCUUCAGUGUUGUGUGAAAGCUCAAAUAUAAUGCAGAAAUUAACUGCAGUUAAGGAAACAUCGGGGAAACAGAAUAAACUGCAGCUUGUGUGUGUGUGCCAGCUCAACCCUCAAAUAUGAAAGAGGG
Messenger RNA from Lacerta agilis (Sand lizard), 1013 nucleotides. RefSeq names its product chromosome 6 C20orf202 homolog (gene C6H20orf202). The record is from RefSeq and is a predicted model, not a curated record. The transcript is spliced from 2 exons. NCBI's taxonomy places the organism in Eukaryota, Metazoa, Chordata, Lepidosauria, Squamata, Lacertidae. Bases 120 to 407 code for a protein of 95 amino acids.